Molecule: messenger RNA, 1222 nt
Organism: Paraphaeosphaeria sporulosa
Lineage: Eukaryota; Fungi; Ascomycota; Dothideomycetes; Pleosporales; Didymosphaeriaceae
Exons: 2
Coding region: 254-1087 (277 amino acids)
Cellular component (GO): nucleus; 90S preribosome
Source: RefSeq, a predicted model, not a curated record
CGACGAAUGGUCCGUGGCAUCGCCCGAGAUCCGUGGGCUCACGCGCUGCUUCUUCCUUGCAGAUUCCGACAUUAUGGCCGUGGAGAUGUAACUCGUCUCAUGCACCAACUCCAACGUUGUUGUCGCAAACGCGUCGCGUCCUCACUAGCGCCGUCCCUCCCGUCUUAUCGAUACGCCACACCCGCGCCACUCCUCCAAAAAAGUUUCGCCUGCAUCACCAACACAUCCUUCCACUUUACAACACUCCGCCGCAAUGUCCGACUCUGAAGCCGAAGCCGGCGUUCCCCUCAUCGAGGCUGAAUUUGACUCCCUCUCGACCUCCAAAAAGCGCAAGCGUGAAGCCGAAUCCGGCGCAACCCCAGAGGACAAGAAAGCCGCCAAAAAGGCCAAGCGCAAGCAGAAGAAGAAGCUCAAAGUCAAGGAAAUCGACGAGGAUGAUUUGGACCAGGCGCUGGGCGUGAACAGGGCGUUUGAAAAGAUGGACAGCCAAUUGCUGGCGGAUUAUGUGAAUGCGAGAACGAGGUUGUAUGGGAAGGAGCUUAGCAGCGUGGAGCUGGAGGAUAGAUUUGUGCCGACACGUACGCUCAGGGAUACGACCAGCUACACCGAGCCACGGACGCUGGAGAACCUCUCUGCGUUUCUGAAGCAGCAGUGCAAGCACAUCCAAGCCACGCCCAAGGAGUCUAGAGGCGCACCGCACACGCUCGUCAUAUCUGCUUCGGGCCAACGCGCUGCGGAUGUGUUCAAGUCGCUCAGAACUGGGCUGCCGAAACAGGGCAUUAGGAACCCGAAUGUCGCGAAACUGUUCGCCAAGCACAUGAAGAUUGCCGAGCAGGUGGAGAAUCUCAAGCAGUACAAGGUCGACUUUGGCGUGGGAACACCCGACCGACUGUCCGCGCUACUGGACCAGAACGCCCUAUCAACAACAAAUCUCAAACGAGUUGUGGUUGAUGUGUCGUACAUUGACCAGAAGAAACGCGGCAUCCUCGAUAUGAAGGAGCUUCACGAGCCUCUGAUCCGGCUGCUGCUCCGCAAAGAAUUCGUCGGUGAGGGUGAUAAAGGUGCCGCUCUGUUCAUGUUUUAUUAGUCGGCGAGGGACUUCUCGAGGUGGUAUGAAAACCCAUAAUGAUACCCGAUGGCGCGGAAAGUGUCACUCAAAAUUUUCAACGGGAGCUAGGAUAGGUAACUUGAUGAUAUUGCUUCAUCCAUCCGGCAGGUGGAG